AUGGAUUUCAACCCCAGGGAUCGCGCAGAAGCCCUGCUGCUCAAGGCUGCCCGCGCGCACGGCAUCCCCGCCACAAAACAAGACGUGCACAACGCCCUAUCCGACACGGCCUUCCUGGAGUGGGCGAAUCUGCAUCUGGCGACAGACCAUCUCCUCACGGGUGAUGAGCUGGCACUGUAUACCGCGCUUGACAAGAGUGGUCAGGUCGAUCGACUUGCAGAACUGCAUGAUUUGGGAGAGGUGCAGGCGGUGAAUGAAGAUGAUAUUCGUGCGGCUAUUGAGGAGCUGAAUAGAUCUACGGGGGAGAUUAAUAAGCAGACGGAGACGUUGAAGCAGCAACAGGAUGCUCUUGCGAGACUUGUCAAGAAACGAGAUGAGGCUGAGCAGGCGAGGAGGGAUUUGGAAGAGGAGCGUCUUAAUAAGACGAAGCAUGCGCUGAAGAAGCUGGUUUUCGAGGUUGACGGAGAGGCGCAGAGUCUUGAGUAUCGUGUUGCCGAUCUGGAGCAAAUUGCCAAACAGUCUCGCGAUAAUGUGAAAAAGACGGUUGAUGGUGUUUUUCAAUCUGAUGAUAAGCUUCUGUCUAGUUUGCAGAAGUUGGGUUGGGAACUUGAUCAACAGGAUCCUGAGGAGGAGAAGUCGAUUGAGAAGUUGCGGGAGACUUGCAUGAGAUUGAUCAAGACUACUGUCGAGACCCUUCGCACAAGAUUGGACAGGAUUUAUCUUGAAGCUAUCCUUGCAGCAGAGCGUUCAGGAGAUGUCAAGGACGCUACUCAAGACGACGUCAAAGCUCUCGAAGAAGAACUCGAGUCACUUUACUCGGAGAUUCUACCCGUUGCGCAAAUGUCCACUGAGCAAGAAUAUCUCGAACCAGCACUCAAGUCAACAGAUGCUCAAAGCGGACAAAGUCUGCACCGCUCAGCCGUGGCAGUAACAUACGUCAACGAAUGUCUCGAUCAUCUCGUAGACAAAAUUACACUCCUUACAGACCGCGUCGAAACACUCAAGUCCCACAACGCAGCAGCAUCAUCAAUCAUCGCCACCGCAAAAGCAGAAUCAUCCGCAUCUUUAUCCCCAGAGAAGAAAAAGUCUCUUCGCGCUGCUAUGCCUGCAUCACCUAUUCGCAAUCCCUCUCCAAUCCGCAUGCGUGCAAACACAGACGUAAACCGUCGCAACAACAAAAACCGUCGUCGUUCGUCUGGCAUCUUGGACGAGCCCGCCAUAGAAGCUCUUCUACGCGAUCUAACUUUGUCACUUCCCGACUCCGAAGAUGCAUCUAUCCAAGACCAAGUAUCCGCGCUGAACAAAGCGUUUAAAGAUCGCUCGGGUAAAACGAUGGAUGUGACGAGGGGUGCGCAGGAGAGUUUUGAGGCUAGUGUCACGGCGAGACUUGAUGAUGCGCGGUUGGCGAUUCAGUUGCUGAGGGAUAGUGUGCUCGCGGAGAGUCCGUUUGGGGAGGUUUUGAUGGUUGAUCCUGAGUUUGAGGGGUCGGUUGUGCAGUUGGGACGGGAUGUGGAGGGUGUCAAGGAGAGGUUGGAUGGGGUUGUUGAGAAGAAGGCUUUGGCGAAGAGUGUGAAGAAGGAUGAGUUUGUGCAGAGGUGGGCGUAG
This is a messenger RNA of Fusarium coffeatum, 1605 nucleotides long. RefSeq lists its product as uncharacterized. The record is from RefSeq and is a predicted model, not a curated record. NCBI's taxonomy places the organism in Eukaryota, Fungi, Ascomycota, Sordariomycetes, Hypocreales, Nectriaceae. The transcript is spliced from 5 exons. The coding region runs from base 1 to 1605 and encodes 534 amino acids.